Molecule: messenger RNA, 6463 nt
Organism: Melanotaenia boesemani (Boeseman's rainbowfish)
Lineage: Eukaryota; Metazoa; Chordata; Actinopteri; Atheriniformes; Melanotaeniidae
Gene: ptenb
Product: phosphatase and tensin homolog B
Exons: 9
Coding region: 587-1837 (416 amino acids)
Biological process (GO): phosphatidylinositol 3-kinase/protein kinase B signal transduction; protein dephosphorylation; phosphatidylinositol dephosphorylation
Cellular component (GO): cell projection; cytosol; nucleus
Molecular function (GO): inositol-1,3,4,5-tetrakisphosphate 3-phosphatase activity; phosphatidylinositol-3,4-bisphosphate 3-phosphatase activity; protein tyrosine phosphatase activity
Source: RefSeq, a predicted model, not a curated record
CAUGCGCUGCCUUGACGCGUGCGGUGGUCUCGCUUCUGUCCGUUCGGAGAGAUUUUCUCUCCGCGUAUCCGCAUCCAUACGGAGUCCGUCCGACGUCUGGAGUUCUGGCUCUGCACUGCGACUCAGGCUGCGGAUGAUGCGGUUUUAUCUUCGGGCGAUGGACCUGGAAGCCCGGGCCCGCAGCGGCAGCAGGGAGGAGGCCCCGACGCCCCCUUGUUCUGACCUAAACCACGGCACAGACGGCCGCGCUGCCUGUUAACUAGCAGGCGGAGGCCGGCUAGCAUUCGGCCCCAGCGGAGCUCAGAGGGAGGCGCCGUGGGGAAGGAAAGCGGGAUUAUUUCUUCCCUGUUGGAUCGAUUACACCCCCAUCCCUCGUACUUACUGCUCAUCACAAGGAUGUUUGUGUUUUAUUUUUAUUUUUAUUUUUUUUUGUAAACUGGUGCAGAUCGGAGGCUCAGCUAGCUCUGAGCUAGCUGUCCCAGUUAGCUUCUCUCCCCGGCUGCCUGAUAACGGAGGCUCCGGUAGACAGCCUCUCGGUGCUUCGUGAACAUUUAACGGACCUCACCGGGGUUCGGGGAGCCCGACAAUGGCCGCCAAUUUAAUCAAGGAGAUCGUGAGCAGGAAUAAAAGGCGGUUCCAGGAGGACGGCUUCGACCUGGACCUAACUUACAUAUAUCCUAAUAUUAUUGCAAUGGGUUUCCCCGCCGAGCGCCUGGAGGGAGUUUACAGGAACAACAUUGACGACGUGGUUCGGUUUUUAGACUCAAAGCACAAGAAUCACUACAAAAUCUACAAUCUGUGUGCGGAGCGAAAUUAUGACACAUCAAAGUUCAACUGUCGAGUGGCCCAGUACCCGUUCGAGGACCACAACCCGCCCCAGCUGGAGCUGAUCAAGCCGUUCUGUGAGGACCUGGACCAGUGGCUGAGCGAGGAUGAACAGCACGUGGCGGCCAUCCACUGCAAGGCAGGAAAGGGGCGGACCGGCGUGAUGAUCUGCGCCUACCUGCUGCACCGAGGGAAGUUCCAGGAGCCUCAGGAGGCCCUGGACUUCUAUGGAGAGGUCCGCACCCGUGACAAGAAGGGUGUGACCAUCCCCAGCCAGCGGCGCUACGUGGUCUACUACAACUACUUGCUGAGGAACCGGCUGCAGUACAAACCCGUGGCCCUGCUCUUCCACAAGAUGAUGUUCGAGACCAUCCCCAUGUUCACCGGAGGAACCUGCAACCCCCAGUUUGUGGUGUACCAGCUGAAGGUGAAGAUCCACACGUCUAACCCCACCCACACCAGGCGGGAGGACAAGCUGAUGCUGUUCGAGUUCCUGCAGCCUCUUCCUGUCUGCGGCGACAUCAAGGUGGAGUUUUUCCACAAGCAGAACAAGAUGAUGAAGAAGGAAAAGAUGUUCCACUUCUGGGUGAACACCUUCUUCAUCCCGGGCCCGGAGGAGAACUCUGACAAGUUGGAGAACGGCAGUGCUGGGACACUUCGGGACCUGACGGACAGGACGCAGCAGAACCCGGGGACGAUGGCGGCGGUGAUGACAGGAAGUGAAACUAACGACAGAGACUUCCUGGUUCUGACUCUGACCAAGAACGACCUCGAUAAGGCCAACAAGGAUAAGGCCAACAGGAAUUUCUCCCCAAACUUCAAGGUCAAACUGUUCUUCACCAAGACGGUGGAGGAGGGAGCAAACUGCGAUGCCAGCAGCACGUCGGCCUCGGUCACGCCGGACGUCAGCGACAACGAACCGGAUCACUACCGCUACUCUGACACCACGGACUCGGACCCUGAGAACGAGCCCUUCGAAGAGGACCACCACAAUCAGAUCACAAAAGUCUGACAGUCUCACACAUGCACCGUGUACACGUGUGUUAACAUCCAUGAACAGACGCGUGUACACGCAGCGAUGAACCCCGGCCCGGAACCCGGUCCGACUGGAUUCUGGAGGAAUUUAACUGACGGACCAGAACCGAUCUGUAGACUCCGGCUUCAAGGAGCUCGGAUCACAUUACCCCCCCAUCCCCCCCUCCCCUUACUCUGUUCACACCUGGACAAUCACGAUAUGGUGAGCAGCAUUGAGAGGGCGGGGCUAUGUGUGUGGGCGGGGCCAAGCCGGGCAACAGAUGAAUGGACGGAUUUUACCAGAUUUAAAAGGAGUAAAACUUGAAUAUAAACAAACUGAAAGAUGAGUAGACUUCUUUAUUGACGUCCCCAAGAUGUUUGUUGGUUCAGUCCCUCGUUUCCUUCCUUCCACCCUUCCUUCCUGAGCAGCUUUAGGAACCUUCCUGCAGACGGAUCCUAUUUGCGGCUCAGUGUCGGAGUGUCGGCCUCAUCUCUGUGCCCCUGUUUUUAAGCCCAAAUUCACAUCCAACAUUUUCUCUGAAACAUUUCUUUUAUCGACUUCAGAUCAACUUGUGAUAAUAAUUCGCGGCCGGUCCUUCAUCUCUUCUGAUCGAAUUAGUCGGUUUAUCGGAGUGAAGGAUCAAUGAUUUUGAUUUGGGAAACAAACUAAAGUCAGAAGGUUUUGUUUUAAAAGAGUCUGAAGAAACGUCGAAUGUGGUUUGUCCUUCCUCGGCUCAGACCCGGACCCGUCCAGACCGGGCCGAUGCCGACGGCUCCGUCCUCGACUCAGACCUGGACCUGUCCGGACUGAUGCCGACGGCUCCGUCCUCGGUCCUCGGCUCAGACCUGUCCGGACUGAUGCCGACGGCUCUGUCCUCGGCUCAGACCUGGACCCAUCCAGACUGAUGCCGACGGCUCCGUCCUCGGCUCAGACCUGGACCCAUCCGGACUGAUGCUGACGGCUCCUUCCUCGGUCCUCGGCUCAGACCCAUCCGGGCCGAUGCCGACGGCUCCGUCCUUGGCUCAGACCCAUCCAGACCGGGCCGAUGCCGACGGCUCCGUCCUCGGCUCAAACACGUCCGGACUGAUGCCGACGGCUCUGUCCUCGGCUCAGACCUGGACCCGUCCAAACUGAUGCCGACGGAUCCGUCCUCGGUCCUCUGCUCAGACCCGUCCGGACUGAUGCCGACGGAUCCGUCCUCGGCUCAGACCCAUCCAGACCGGGCCGAUGCCGACGGCUCCAUCCUCGGCUCAGACCUGGACCCGUCCGGACUGAUGCCGACGGAUCCGUCCUCGGCUCAGACCCAUCCAGACCGGGCCGAUGCGACGGCUCCAUCCUCGGCUCAGACCUGGACCCGUCCGGACUGAUGCCGACGGCUCCGUCCUCGGCUCAGACCCGUCCGGACUGAUGCCGACGGAUCCGUCCUCGGCUCAGACCCGGACCGGUGUCGUCCCUAGAAGAUGCAGUGCACAGAUAAGUGACGACCUCGUUGUUUGAUUGAAACUGAAUCAUUGAAAGUCGCAUUCUUCACAAUCUGCCGUAGCUCUGUCAAUCUACCAUCAGCUGAUCAACCAGUGGGGGCGGUUCCUGUCUUCGUCUGUCCAAUCAGCUUCCUCGCCUACAAGAAGCAUUUUGUUGUACUCUAACUUGUAUCAAUCAUUAAGCUAAACAACAGACAAGCUAUCCACAGUAUAACCAUUCCCUCUGCUGAUCUACUCGGAUCCGACUCGGAGUUAUCCGAUGCUCUUGUAAAUAUUCUCGGGCAUGCUCAGUCUGUCUCCUCUGGCUCUCGUUCUUGUAAAGACGUAGUCAUUGUGACAUCAAUUCAUUUCAUAGUAUAAGCUACAAAAUAGUCAUCGUUCCAUUUAGAGGCUUCAGGAAAAGGAACCAGGACCAAUCGGCUCUGACAUGCUUGUGGUCUGUCUGUCGAGUACCGUUGUUCCUAGAGACGCCUGAGCACUGAAAUCCACGCAAACUGUAGCUUUAACAGCAACAGCAUGUUGACUCCUCUGUCUGAAUGAACUUUAGAGACACUCCAGUCAGAUCGCUGCUUCCUCCUGCUCAGUUGGAAUUCCCUGAACACACCGUAAUGAUCUGUUUACUCGAUUGGAGUCUCUAUUUAUCACUUCAAGGACCAUCGACCAUUCUGAUCAGGUGUGGGGAGAACUUGGAGUCUGGAUCCCUGAUAUCGGUCCUGACAUUUGGUGCUAAAUUUAUUAUCGUUCCAGUCAGUUCCAGAUCAGUAUCGGGACUCUGGAUCAGGUCAUGAGGUCAAGAAAGACUCGAUCAGAGUUGAUUACACAGGAUGCAGCAACAGCUGUGGUUAAACACAAGCCAAAGAAAGUCCAUAACCAGCUGGGCCAAGUUGAGGUGAGAGGGACGUCAAUGUGUCCAAACGGUACGAGUCCGACUGCACGAGUUCGAACGCCACAAGUUCAACUCGACAUGUCCAAACUUGUUGAGUCCAAAAGCUACAAGUCCGACUUGAUGUGUCCAAAUGUGAUGUGUUCAAAUGCGACAAGUCUGACUUGGUGAGUUCGAAAUCCAUAAGUCUUAAUGCCUCAAGUCCAAACACCAUGAGUCCGGCUUGACGAGACCAAAUGCCACGAGUCCAAGACAUAUGCAGAUGCAACGUGUCCAACUCAACUGACAUGACCCAAGUCUGACUUGACAAGUCCAAAUGUAAGGAGUCCAGCUCAACAUGUCAGACUCGCGUUCAAACGCAACGUGUCCAAGCGCGCAGUCUGACUCGACGAGUCCCACUCAGCGAGUUAGAACACAACUCCACAAGUCAGAAUGCAACGUGUCCGAACGCGAUGAGUCUGUUUCAUAGCUCAGUGAAGAGACAUCCAUGUUGGUCACAGUUAUAGGAAACUGGGUGUUUUGUAAAGUUCUAAAAGUUACGAAGUUCUUGUGUACUCAGCUAGAACUGGUUCCAGUACCAAGAGGACCCUUUCAGGUCAGUCCCAGCUCCUCCACUGGGACUCACUGUUCAGCAGGGUUGUGGUGCUCCUUUUUUUCUGGAGAAGAAGUCAUCGAAUCACCAUCUGAAUGGUGACCCAAACUGAAGGACUCGAUGACCUCCAUCCCUCCAUCCGUAUAAACGCGUAUCUGGUUCAGAGGGGAGGAACUGGGACCGGCUCUUAGUUUAAAGCUUCUGAGGAUGACAGAUCAACUAAUUUCAGCCGGUUUGAUCGUGGCUGACGUCUGAGAUCAAUCAGUCUGAGUUGUGAUCAGAUCAUUGGUCUCGAGUCCUCUCAUUUUAAAAGUGACGGUUCAUGUCGCUUCCACCUGACUGAACCAGGUAAUCUGAUAACCUGCGUCCGGUGUGAUCGGCUGAUAGUGCUGCUGUCGAACCUUCAGUCCAUCACGUUCACCUUUAGGUGCUAAACUAGCCGCGUCUGAAGCUGCGCCUGUCGUUCAUCUAUGGUGCUCAUUGCAGCUCCGUCAUCAGCGUGGCGGUCUGACCACCACUUCCUGUCCUGAGACCCGUUAGUUGACCUAGCCUCAACACCUGUUGCUUCUACUAGACGUUUAAACAAGAUACCUGCAGCUGAAAACAUCAAAACAUUUCAUGGUCAGAGUUUUGUCUUUCUUCAUCUGCUGACCUGAAGCUGUCCUACUUCCUGUCCGGGUCGGUUCUGGACGAGUUCAGGUGUCUGAGGCCAGGUGGUGCUGCCCACGUCUCUGUUACAGGUGCCAUGUCUUUUUCUUUGGGCGUAGACAACACUUUGCAGCUCAGAACAGAUCCUCCGUUGUCAACCUGUUCAGGCUUCCCGCUCCAAUCCCCCCUGACGGAAGCUUUUUGAACCGGUUCGGACUGCCUUGGACCGGUUUGGACCGUUGCUUCAGCUCGUUGUGUUUACAUCAUCAGCAGACCUGCCAACAUGAAGCUGUUUUUAUUCCUCAUGUUUCUUCCUCCUGAAGCUGUGGUCCUUCAUCCCUCCGAUCAGUGUUCAGUCACCAGAUUAACCAAUCAGCUCUCAGCGCGGGGGUGUCAUGUGGCCACACCUUCACCAGAUCAUCUGUUCUGGUGAACUCAGUCCUUUAAACUACUUAAAACCCCAUCAGACCGUGUCCUCGUUUCUACCAUUAAGAUUUCACGGCUGGUGGGUGUGGCCAGUCUUCAUGCUCACAAAGCCCCGCCCACAUUGCCAUGUUAAUUUCUAUUCGUCCCUCAGUGUUUCAUCAUGUCCUCCGUCCGUUAGAAUGCUGCCGAGAAGGUCUUAACCUUGGCCCUGGUGGCCUCGUGUCACAGAACCACCGCAGUGGAUCGGGUCUGAAUGAUUUUGAUCUGUUCUGAUCGGUCUGAUCAGUUUAACGGGGUCUUAUCAGUUCUGAUCAGAUCUGACGGGUUCUAUGAGUCUAAUUGGGUCUGAUUGGUUCUGAUGGGGACUUGUCGGCUCUGAUUGGUCCAGUUUUAUACGACUGAGUUUUCGUUACUUCUGUAUCAUCGGGUCUUUGUCUUGUUUCCACAUGUUCAGCAAACGAACAAAGUCCCCGUUAGUGUAUGACCCGUAUCACCAUGGCAACAUGUUAACCCCCCUCCUUCUUUUAUUCUGCCUCUCCUUGUUUUAUAAUAUAAUAAAGACACUGUAAAGCUGAAUAAACUAUUUAUAAACA